Trichoderma harzianum CBS 226.95 is the source of this 2136-nucleotide messenger RNA. RefSeq lists its product as hypothetical. NCBI's taxonomy places the organism in Eukaryota, Fungi, Ascomycota, Sordariomycetes, Hypocreales, Hypocreaceae. The transcript is spliced from 3 exons. The record is from RefSeq and is a predicted model, not a curated record. Gene Ontology annotation, biological process: cell division. Bases 295 to 1929 code for a protein of 544 amino acids. Gene Ontology annotation, cellular component: plasma membrane.
UUUCUUUGCGCAGUUGAGCUUCUGCUUCCGUCUCUUCUUCUGCAACAUAUAUUAUCUGGGUGCUAUUCAGUUGACUAGACCUUUUCAGCGCUUCAUCAGCUGCUGCAUGCACUGAACUGAUCUAAAGCACCGACAGCCCCGCCAACGAACCACUGCAACAACCCCGCGAUUUGAUUGCGUUGCAUCGCAUCGCAUCGCCUGUACAUUAAAUCCUCGUCCUAUCAACAUCCGCACCAUAUACCUACACCUUGCUCAUCCUGUUUGCUUGUAUCCCACGUCUUCAUCAUUAUCAUCAUGGCCUCUGGACACAAUGAUCCGAAGCUGCUCUACUCGGUCGAGGGCAUCAAGGCUUACCACAUUGCAAAUGGCACCGAGCAGUCUCUAACUCCCUCGGGCCCCCAAACCCUAUCGCUGCUCAUGGUCCCAACCUCGUCUGGCUUUGCUGAAAUCGGCAACGGAGAGCAAGACUUUUAUCUUCACCUUCAUCUUCCCCCCGAACUCGAUCUUCCACUUCCCGCGACCACACAAAUCUACCACCAGCCCCCCAGCAGCUACUUGAUUCCGCGAUGGGAUCUCGGCCCCGGCAACGGCGCAUUCACACGCCUAGAGUUCCCCGUCGUCGGAAGCAGGCCUGGCGUGCAAGAGGACGUCGACACCUUUGAAACGAUUCUUGCGCAAUGCACCGCAUUCCUUGAGAAAGCGCCAGCUCCCCCUCCGGAAAAGUCCCGCAGACCUACCGAACGCAAGCCAUCUGAUGCUGCCAGGGCAAAGGCGAGAGAAGCUGGUAGAGAUGAACCACCCGCUUAUAACCCGGCCAACUUUGAGCCCGGCGAAGGUUAUGCCCAGGGCAGCCAUAGCUCGCACAUUGCGGGGCGCAUCGUGUUGGUUGACGAAGAGGAUGGCAGCGUCAUGGGAGAACUGAGCGAUGGCUUCAACGUCGUCGAAGACGGCGCCAUUAAACCCGGGUCCAAAGAACCCGUCGAGAUUAUUCUUCCCGCCGAUGGCAGCCACAACAUCUCCGUUCAGCCCGCUUACGACUACAUCGAGGAUACUAUGCAUCCCGCAUACAGAACAUCAACUAUUGUCUCGUCAGCGUCGAAGGCAUCACGGCUGCUCAUUACCACAUCCGACUAUGUCGCAAAAGUAAUGCAGAACCAAGCCGACAACUUGACCAAGAGCAUGAAGCCUGCCGCAAAGCCCAUGACAUUCGCACCGACGACCCACGAACACAUACGCCGUAUCAACCAGUAUUCCACCAAGGUCGCCACCUUGUCAGCCCAGACCAUUGGUUCCAUCAACCAGUUUGCCCAGAAUUUCGGCGCCGGCAUGUCCAAGCGCAAGGAUGGCCGGGCUCGAGGAUACGACAAGGAGGGAAAUGUCAUCGAGACUUACAAGCCGGGCGUCCUCAACAAGAGCUUGAUGGCCUUUAACACGGUCGUCGACGGCAUGGAGCAUGCUGGACGGACUUUGCUUACCGGCACGACAUCGAGCAUGUCGACGGUUGUUGGCCACCGCUGGGGCCCUGAGGCGGGUGAACUCUCCAGAAACCUUGGAAGCGGUUUCAAGAAUGUCGGACUCGUUUACAUCGACGUUACUGGUGUCUCUCGUCGUGCCAUUCUCAAGAGUGUUGCCAAGGGCAUGGUUGUCGGCAAGGUCAAGGGAGGCGGUCAAAUCAUUGUCGGCGGCGACAACGGAUCCGACGCAGCCCUUGUCUCCGGAGGCAACGGUAAUGGUAAUGGUAACGGCAAUGGUAGCAGCAAUGGAAGAGGCAAUGGCAACGGCAAUGGGAGAGGUAACGGCAAUGGCAAAGGCAAUGGUAAUGGCGAUUCAAGCACAAUACACAACACAUACGGCGGCGAAAUCAACAUCCCAGGGAGCAAUGAUUGGGACGCAAAAGGGGUUAGGGAGGGGAAGAAGCCGGCCUGGUGAUGUGUCUGUGUGUUGGAGGAUGUGUAUGACUGGUGCUGUACAUUGAUACCACUGAUAUGAGUGAUGACCACCUACUUAGUAGUGCAUUUCGAACCCUAUUUUGUAAUAUGAUAUACGCAGAUACGAUUCUUGACUUGUUGAGACCAUUCAAGUGCUGCUGCUCUUAUAAUUGAUUGACAGCUUGCCAUAGACUUUGCGCCAAAGAAU